CUGACCAAUGGGGCUCUCCUCUUCCUGGCUCCGCCCACACCGCCCGUCGGGGUAUAAAAGGGUCGGUCAGGAAUUAGUCAGCACACAGCUUGAGUUGCAUCAGAGGUUCCUUGUCACAGCCGGGAAGAUGAAGACUGUGUUGGUGCUCGUGGCUGGCCUGAGCCUCCUGCUGGUGGCCACGGAGGCCGCUCCUGCAUCUGGCGCCGUGGAGCUGUUCUCCUCCCUGCCGGAGUCACGGGUGGAGAGAUCUGCUCUCGGAAGAUGCUGCCCCUGCCCGGAGAUCAUCCGCACCACCAUCAUCAUCAUCGAGACCACCAGAUACCCAACUCGAAGUGGCGCCGGCGGCUUCGGCGGCUCGCGCCAGUGCUGCCCCUGUAGGCCCCACGGAUAACACCGUGCGAUGUAUACAGCUUCUCCCUCAUCUGCCUUCAUGGUCUCUCCAUACAUGGGCCAGAGACGUUGUCGUGUUCCCGUAAUACUGACAUGGGGGUGGAGUAUAGUUAGGUUAUCCUCAGAUAAUAAUAAUAAUAAUAAUUUUUAUUUAGGUAAGGUACAUACAUACAAGAGAUUUUACAAAGUUUGUUGGAUUAAUAGAUAGAGCUGGUACAUACAAUGCCUAUCUGUCUACAAAGAUGAGGCACCCUGUGCCUCAUACGUCUACAAGCACCCAUACGUCUACAAGAUGAGGGAACCAUGGGUAUCAAUAUCCAGAAAUAGUCAGUAAGUUCUUAUUGCUUGUACAGUUACUGGUACCUGUUACCACCUUGUAGCCAGCAUCUGUGCUGACCUAGACAGUGCCUCUUACAGCUCUAGUCUCAGUACUUACGGACUUUAUUUGUGAAUAAAAGAAAUGUAACCCUU
Procambarus clarkii (red swamp crayfish) is the source of this 861-nucleotide messenger RNA. The record is from RefSeq and is a predicted model, not a curated record. NCBI's taxonomy places the organism in Eukaryota, Metazoa, Arthropoda, Malacostraca, Decapoda, Cambaridae.